UCAAUGUAAGAAACUACGCGCACAUGUAAACGACGCCUGCGCAAGACGGUGCGCAACAAUCUGCAGUCUGUGCCAUAAUCAAAUUUUGUAAAAGAUUUUAUUUUAAAAAACGCCAUUUUGUUUUUGCGAAAUGUAUCGACUGCUAGUGUUUGUGUGUUGUGUUUUUUUUAUAGACGCAGCUCGGCACUUCAGGAGUGACUACACGUACUACAAUGAGGUGGACGGAUGGAUGAAACUUCACCAGAUGCCGACGACAUGGGAUGACGCGCGACAGCGGUGCACUCUCGAAGGCAGUGUUCUGGCAUCCCCCGUGAACAAUGAACUCCUGCAGGCAAUGAAGAUAGUGAUCGGCCUGAGCAGGGCGAAGCGCGGCGUGUUCACUGGAGUCAGCGACAUCUUCUCUAAAGGAGACUUCUUCUCCGUUGAGGGUGUGCCAAUCGACAAAAUCACAGCCUCUUGGGCCCCCAACGAGCCUGAUAACACCAAUGAUGAGGAGCAUUGCAUCGCCAUGCUGCCCAACGGGACCAUAGCUGACGUCAACUGCAACGAGCCCUACCCAUACAUCUGCUUCAAGAAGAAUACACCGAAUAUGCCAACGCCAUACCAUUGUGGAACUGUUGAUCCUGCUUACAAGUUGGACGAACGCACUCACAGCUGCUACAAGUUCCACAACAUCGGCCGCCCCUGGUCGGGCGCCUUCAAGACCUGCGUCGCAGAAGGAGGGUAUCUGGCCAUCAUCAACAGCGAGACAGAAGCUCAAAUCCUCAGGGAGUUAUUCGCCCAAUACCCUGGCCAUGUCGUACGCGCCAAACACAAGGAUAUUGCUGCUAUUGGCUUUAACAAGUGGAACGACAUUCAUUCGCACUCCUGGCUGACUAUUCAUGGACAAUCGUUGGAUGAAGCUGGUUACAACAUCUGGGAACCAAAUCAGCCCGACAACGCCACUGCAGGAGAAUACUGUGGAAGCGUAUUCCGAUCAGCUAAACUGAAUGAUAUCUGGUGCAAAGACCCUGUACCGUUCUUCUGUGAGAAGCUACCUGGCAGUUUAAAUGAGGAACAGGAACAAGGCAGCAACUGAUCCAAAGAAUAAUAGGAAUGAUGGACAGAAUACAGGGCGUGACACCGUAACGAAAACAAAAUAGAACUUAAAUAGAAAAUAAAUGAUUUGACAUUGAUGGCUGAUGAUUGAUUGAUGUUUGAUUGAGGCCUGUGCUCAGCAGUGGGACGUGUACAGGUUGCUUAUGAUGAUGAUGAUGACAAUGGUCACAAUUUUUAUUUUAAAUUUGGUUUUAAGCAGCUUAAAGCACAAUAUGCGACUGAAAAUAAAAUUUUCAUGAAUUUUACAAAAUUCCACUUGAUCUCCACUCAGAAUCAUGGUCUUAAUUAUCGCUCAAAGUUUUCAUUACGGUGUCACUAGCACCCCAUAUUUAUACUUGCAAUCUCCUAAGAUUUUUUGUUUGUAAUCGCAUUUAUAUACAUUAACAGUAAGCAAUAAACGUUAAUUUAAUAAAAAAAAA
This is a messenger RNA of Pectinophora gossypiella (pink bollworm), 1517 nucleotides long. RefSeq names its product macrophage mannose receptor 1-like. The record is from RefSeq and is a predicted model, not a curated record. Lineage: Eukaryota; Metazoa; Arthropoda; Insecta; Lepidoptera; Gelechiidae. Bases 131 to 1078 code for a protein of 315 amino acids. The transcript has 6 exons.